AUGGCAUUCCGAAAACAUGACGGCGGCGGCAACGGCGAUGACGACAAAUCCAAAAACCCGAAAACAUGCCCUCUACAGGCCGCGUUCGGAAUACUAAACAAAUACGGCGUCCAGCCGAAGAAAAAUAUGCGUCGCGGCCAAGUCUCCGAAGCGAGACUCGGCCCCGUCAAUUCUCGAGACCUACGACCCGAAACGAUCGUGAAAAUGGCGAAGAUGAAGACCAACGACGAAAAAAAUUCGUCGUCUCUUUCGCCGGAGAAUAUAAACGACAUAUCCCUCGCACGAUCGCUUCUUUCUGCCGCUGAAAUGUUCGACGACCGACAUUUCGACGGUGCGAAAACUCUCCUCCGAAAUUGCAUCCUCCAAUCCUCUCUUACCGGUAACUCCGUAACGAGAGUCGUUCGAUUAUUCGCGGAGGCGUUAACGGAGAGGAUCGACGUCGAGAUGGGGAAGAUCGAUCUCGGGAGGAUCCCGUUGGAUAUCGAGGAAAGUCUGAUAAAGUAUCAAAACGCGAUCGUCGUAACCGGGCAGAGAAUCCCGUCGGCGCAGGUCACGCAAUUCGCCGCAAUUCAGACGAUUCUCGACCACGUCGCGACUGCUAAAAAGAUCCAUCUUCUCGAGUUCGGCAUCAACUACUAUGGAUUCCCGGUUUCGAUAAUGAUUCAAGGCUUGGCGAAUCGGAAAGACUUGCGGGUCGAGCUCCUCGCUGUUAGCACGGUGGGGACGUCGACGGACAGGCUUCGAGAAACCGGGGAGAGGCUCGCGACAUUCGCGAAGUCGAUGAACGUACCGUUUCUUUUCAAAUCGGUCGUCUCCGAAACCGAGCUGACGGUAGAUUCGUUCGACUUCCAACCCGACGAAGCCGUGAUCGUAUACCUUGGGCUGCACCUAUGGUCGCUCUUGGCCUCGCCGAAUCACUUGCAAUCGUUCUUGCACUUCGUCAAGAAGGUGAACCCUCGACUGAUUAUCGUCAACGAGCUCGAGACGAGCACGAAUACUCCGAUCUACGGGGAUCGUUUCCACGAGGCACUCGUCUUUUUCUUGGCGAUAUUCGACUGCCUCGACGGCUGUCUAAAGGGAGACCACGUAUCGCGUAAGGCAAUGGAAGAAGUGUUCUACAGAGACAUGAUUCGGAACAUAGUCGUGGCAGAAGAUGAAGAGAGGACACACCGGCACGAAAAGAUAGCGUUCUGGCGGCGACUCUUUUCCGAGUUCGAUAUCGUCGAGGUCGAGCUGAGCGAUUCCUCGUUGUACCAAGCUAGCCUGCUGAUUAAGGGGAAUCAAGAUUGGAAGGAUUCUUGCACUCUGAAGAUGGAUAGAGAGUCCUUGAUUGUGGAGUGGAAAGGCACCUCUAUUCAGUCGAUUUCGGCAUGGAAGAUAGUCGACGGAAGAGGUCGAACUGAUCACAACUAA
Messenger RNA from Andrographis paniculata, 1413 nucleotides. Its product is annotated as DELLA protein RGL1-like. The transcript has a single exon. Gene Ontology annotation, biological process: regulation of DNA-templated transcription. NCBI's taxonomy places the organism in Eukaryota, Viridiplantae, Streptophyta, Magnoliopsida, Lamiales, Acanthaceae. Gene Ontology annotation, molecular function: sequence-specific DNA binding; DNA-binding transcription factor activity. The coding region runs from base 1 to 1413 and encodes 470 amino acids. Gene Ontology annotation, cellular component: nucleus. The record is from RefSeq and is a predicted model, not a curated record.